ACAACCUCACUCAGAUUACUCCGUGACAGUUGACCGCCGCACGACAGAGAUGGAGUCGGAAGACCCUUGCAUGCACUUCGACAUGGGCCACACCAUGAUGGCAAUGUCCUUCCACCUUGGCUACUGUGAAAACGUCCUUUUUGACUCGUGGAAAGUUAGGAGUGUUGAGACUUUGAUCGGCUCCAUGUUUGGAAUAAUUGGAAUGGCCAUUCUUUACGAGGGACUCAAAGCAUUAAGAGAGCAUCUGUUCUGGAAAGACGGGCAGAAGAAGAAAACCGAAAAUUUGCCUGCAAUGAAACUGAUCUUUGGCAAGGCCCACUUGAUCCAAACUGGGCUGCACGUCGUUCAGGUGAUUCUCAGCUACUUCUUGAUGCUCAUCGUCAUGUACUACAACGUUUGGCUCUUCAUUGCCGUCGUUCUGGGCGCCACGAUCGGCCACUACAUCUUUGGCUGGCAAAAAUUGGUCCUGGCCGCGAGUUCGAACACUAAACCUUGCGCGGAGAAGAAGUGUUCGGAAAACAAAGUUGAGAAAUUUUAAAAAAUAUUAGUCUAAAAAUAAAAAUUAAAUAUUUUUU
Messenger RNA from Cloeon dipterum, 575 nucleotides. RefSeq names its product protein SLC31A2-like. Gene Ontology annotation, cellular component: plasma membrane. The record is from RefSeq and is a predicted model, not a curated record. The coding region runs from base 50 to 538 and encodes 162 amino acids. Lineage: Eukaryota; Metazoa; Arthropoda; Insecta; Ephemeroptera; Baetidae. Gene Ontology annotation, biological process: copper ion transmembrane transport. Gene Ontology annotation, molecular function: copper ion transmembrane transporter activity. The transcript has 4 exons.